This is a messenger RNA of Racocetra fulgida, 2763 nucleotides long. Lineage: Eukaryota; Fungi; Glomeromycota; Glomeromycetes; Diversisporales; Gigasporaceae. The record is from the annotation of a GenBank genome assembly.
AAAGAUCAUUUGCAAACUAUCUCUGCAGUGGAACAAUUCCUUCAAAAUGAAGGUCCAGAACUUCAAGAAAAACUUCAAAGUUAUGCUACUGAUAAAUCUAGCUAUAUAGAAGAAUUUUGGUAUGAUUCUUAUCUCAAUUAUACCGAUCCCGUGGUCCUUAACUUGAAUCCAUUCUUUGUUUUGGCGGAUGAUCCAACUCCUGCAAGAAACAACCAAGUUUCUCGUGCUGCUUCAUUGAUACACUCAUCUUUGAAUUUCAUCCAUGCAUUGAGAAAUGAAACGUUGGAACCUGAUAUGUUUAGAGGAAAACCUCUAGACAUGUCGCAGUUUCAACGUAUGUUUGGAACUGCUCGUUUACCAACCGAAAAUGGUUGUAAAAUGAAUACUGAUAAUGAAUCUAAGCAUAUUGUUGUUUUAUGUCGUGGUCAAUUUUAUUGGUUUGAAGUUUUAAAUGAAAAGAAUGAAGUUGGAAUUACUGAAAAAGAAUUAAUUGCCAAUUUAAAAACAAUAAAACAAGAUGCCCUUGAGUUACCGAAUGUUGAAAUAGCAAAACAAGCUGUAGGAAUUCUCUCCACUGAAAAUCGUAGAGUUUGGGCUGACCUUAGAGUUAUGUUAGAAAAAUCAUCAGAGAAUACCGAUUUUUUAAAAGUGCUUGAUUCGGCAUUAUUCGUUGUCUGUUUGGACGAAGUAUCUCCUAAAACUGGUGAUGAACUAGCAACUAACAUGCUUUGCGGAACAUAUGAAAUACAAGAAGGUGUACAAGUUGGUACCUGUGCUAAUCGGUGGUACGAUAAAUUACAAAUUAUUGUAUGUGAAAAUGGUUCAGCUGGAGUAAAUUUUGAACAUACAGGUGUUGAUGGACAUACUGUUUUACGUUUCGUUUCCGAUAUCUAUACCGAUACAAUAUUUCGUUUUGCGUCGACCAUUAGUCCUCAUAAUUCAAUAUUUCCUGGAAGUUUACAAGGAAAACCAAAGAAUUCAAAUGGUGUCAGUCCUAUUGAUACCAUGCCAAAAAAACUUGAAUGGAUAUUGACUCCUGAAAUACGCACUGGAAUCAGAUUUGCCGAAACAAGAUUAAGUGAUCUUGUUCUACAAAACGAGGUUCAAGUUCUUGAGUUCGAAAAAUAUGGAAAAAGUUUUAUUACAAGUUGUAAUAUGAGUCCGGAUGCAUUUGUACAAAUCGCUUUUCAAGCUGCUUAUUACGGUCUAUAUGGGUCAAUUGAAAGUACAUAUGAACCUGCUAUGACUAAGGCAUUCCUCCAUGGUCGUACAGAAGCGAUUCGUUCCGUAACAGCUGAAUGUGUUGAUUUUGUUAAAUUUUGGUGGACUGAUUCACCAGCUUUGGAAAAACUUAAACUUCUCCGAAAAGCACUUCAAGCUCAUGUGAAUUUGACAAAGAUGUGUUCACAAGGAUUAGAAAAGAUGCCUUCGAUAUUUAAAGACUCUGGUUGGCAAACAUUGAAUCAUACCGUUCUUAGUACAAGUAAUUGUGGGAAUCCUGCAUUAAGAUUUUUCGGAUUUGGACCCGUAGUUUCUGAUGGAUUUGGAAUUGGUUAUAUUAUUAAGGAUGAUGGAAUUGCUUUUUGUGCAUCUUCCAAACAUAGACAAACGCGUCGCUACCUUCAAACUUUGGAAAAUUAUCUUAAUGAUAUACAUUUACUACUCCGAUCUGAAAAACGUAUACCUGGAAUUGUUAAUUCUAAUUCUAAACAUGAAAAACGCAUGAGUUUGCUUUCAGGGUAUGGUUACUUUGAUGCUGGUGGUAUUGAUCAAUUACUUGAGCAUCGAUUAGAAGAAAAGAGAGGGGAAACAUUCGAUAUGAUGGCCGAGAUUAGUGAAGAGUUGAUAACAAAAUUUUGUAAUAUUACAAACGCGACUGCAAAAAUUGCAUCCGACUAUUUGGCGGUGUCAGAUGGAAAUGUAGAACAAGCAAUUACUUUAUACCUAGAAAGUGGCGGUGUUGAUCUUUCUUCUAUCGGAGUAGUAAAUCGACAAGAAACUUCAACGGCUAUUGACGCCGUCGACUUAACAAACAAUGAUACAUAUUUCGAUAGCGAUGCAGAACUAGCAAAACAGCUUGCUCGAGAAGAUUAUUCCGAAAUUCGGGCUCCUAUCGCGCCCAAACGCGACAUCCUUGUUAGGAAUGACCACGAUGACUUUAACAACAUUUUUGAAGGUACUCGUGAAGACAGAACUGAUCAAUUGGCUAAUUUAUUCAAACCUCCUUUCGAAAUUAUGCAUAAAGACAGCUUUGAGAGGGCUCGCGAUGAAGGCAAAUGGUUGAUGGUUGAUAUUCAGGAAGUAACCGAAUUUAAUUGUCAAAAGCUCAACCGCGAUUUGUGGAGUGAUCCAACUGUUCAAGAUGUAAUCAGAGCACAUUUUUUAUUUUUGCAAAUGUCUGAAGAAGAGCAAUUAAAGAGAGCUUUGGAAGAAUCUAGUUCUUAUAAUAACAGAUCUGAUCAAGAAUCUGAUGAAAGUGAAAUGGAGGUAGAACCUGUGCAUACUGAAGAUACAAAAAUUGAACGAGCUGAAGUCUCUGGUGGCCCAAGUACGACAGCGAUAAAAUUCCGUCUUCCAGAUGGUCAAAAUAUUAAGCGACGUUUUGAUAAAUCCGAUCCUGUACGAUACUUAUUUGAAUUCAUCAAGGCUUCGGUUCCCGAAGCUCAAGAAAAGCAAUUUGAAUUGAUUUACAAUAGAAAUAGUUUGAUUAAUCAAGUUGAACGAACUGUAGAUGAAGCUGAAUUAUCUAAUGCUGUUGUCAAU